AUGGACGCCUUCGACAUCCUCGGCCUCAGCCCGGCCGCCACACAGCAAGAGGUCCGAGCCGCAUACCGAAGAGCGUCUCUCAAGACCCAUCCGGAUCGCGGUGGCGACGCGGCUGCCUUUCGCAGCAUCGCGGACGCCGCCGACGCCAUUCUAAACGGCACUGUGAGCGACCCACAGCUCACCGCCCCAGAAGCCGAGAAGCGGCUCGACGUCAUCCGCGCCCUCCUCCGGCGAGAGCAAUCCACUGUUACCGUCUGCGAGCGACGCGCCUCCUGCGGUGCCGGCGAUUCGCCGAUCCUGCAGCCAGAAGAUGGCGAGUCUCUGCUGUGCUGCUGCCUGCUCGGCGAAGCUUUGGCAGCAGGCACGUCAAAGGGGCGGCUGCUCGUCGAGACCCUGAACCACGGCCAGGCCGGAGCAGAAUGGCUCGCUGUGGCGCUCGGGCGGCCCAUCUUCGCCGUGAGCGCGCCGCCGCCCGAGGCGGGCAUCCCUCCGAUGCUGGUCGCGUCCGUCGCCGGCGAGGCGACCGUGGUGGACGUCUGCAGCGGCUCGCACCGCUCCCUCUCACCGGACAUCUUUGGCACGCUUCACGCCGAGUCAAUUUCGCUCGAGAUGUCGCUCAGCGACGCCGACUCGCGCGACGGGGCGGCGGGCGGCUGGCGCUGCCUCGCGCUGUGGGAUGUCGAGGUCGAAGCGCCCGUCUUCGCCGUCGCGAGCACGGUGGGAGGCGGUGGCGGUGGGGUGGUGGCUGCCGCGUGCGCGGACGGAGUCCUCCACCUCCUGUGCGCGGGGAGCGGUGCUCUGCUGGGCAGGCUGCGCGUCGGCGGAGGCGAGCCUCUCUACGCGGAGUCGCUCUUCUCGGGCGGCUACGACGCGGCGGUGACGGUGUGGAGGCUGCCGCCGCCGCCAAGGCCGCGCGAGAUCCGCGACGCCACCGCCGAGUGCCUCACGUGCCCUGCCGCCGCGUCUUGCUCUCGGGCGAGGCUCAAAUCCGCCGUCGUUGGGAACAGCGACAGGGGCGGUGGGCAGUGUCGAUCCGCACCUCCGCGCCAGGCCCAGGAGCAGCACCGAGGCAUCGGCGCCGCGUGCUGA
This is a messenger RNA of Emiliania huxleyi CCMP1516, 1089 nucleotides long. RefSeq lists its product as hypothetical. Gene Ontology annotation, molecular function: protein binding. The transcript is spliced from 4 exons. Bases 1 to 1089 code for a protein of 362 amino acids. Lineage: Eukaryota; Haptophyta; Isochrysidales; Noelaerhabdaceae. The record is from RefSeq and is a predicted model, not a curated record.